This is a messenger RNA of Capsicum annuum, 732 nucleotides long. RefSeq lists its product as uncharacterized. Gene Ontology annotation, molecular function: nucleic acid binding. Lineage: Eukaryota; Viridiplantae; Streptophyta; Magnoliopsida; Solanales; Solanaceae. The record is from RefSeq and is a predicted model, not a curated record. Gene Ontology annotation, biological process: DNA integration. Bases 1 to 732 code for a protein of 243 amino acids. The transcript has 2 exons.
AUGGUUGAAUAUGAGCCUAGCAUCCUGGGUCUCAAAUUGGCACUUGAUAUGGCUGUUCAUGAAUUGUUUGUCAUCGGAGAUUCAGAUUUGCUGAUUCAUAAGUAUGUGCAAAAAUUUCCAAAAUGUCAGACACACAGAGAUCUGAUUCGCAUGCCUCCACAUGAGCUUUAUGCAAUAAGUUCCCCUUGGCCUUUCGUAGCUUGGGGUAUGGAUGUUAUCGGACCGAUAGAACCAUCAGCAUCGAAUGGGCAUAGGUUUAUUUUGGUUGCCAUCUAUUACUUUACUAAAUGGGUUGAAGCUGCUUCAUACAGAGCCAUCACUAAGAAAGUGGUUAUAGAUUUCAUCAAGAAUAACCUGAUUUGCCGAUUCGGAGUGCCAGAAUCAAUCAUUACGGAUAAUGGGGCCAACUUGAACAGUCACUUGAUGAAUGAAAUUUGUGAUCACUUCAAAAUCGUGCAUCACAACUCGACUGCAUACCGUCCUCAAAUGUAUGGAGCCAUGGAAGCUGCCAACAAGAAUAUUAAGAAGAUCCUGAGAAAGAUGGUCAAAAAUGAUAGAUCAUGGCACGAGAUGUUACCUUACGACUUGCUAGGGUAUCGCACGAUGGUUCGAACCUCCACCGGGGCAACCCCAUAUCUAUUGGUUUAUGGAAAUAAAGCGGUGAUACCUGCUAAAGUUGAAAUACCUUCCCUAAGGAUUAUCCAAGAAGCCAGACUAAGUAACGAAGAAUAG